CUUGUGUCAUCUCCUCCAGGGUGUGACUGCCAAACUUUUGCGUGUGGCAGUGCGCCCCUCAACACGAAAAUCGUUGGAGGAGAGGACGCGUCUGCCGGCGCUUGGCCAUGGCAGGUCAGCCUUCAUGAGGAUGGGAGUCAUUUCUGCGGUGGAUCACUCAUCAACACUGAAUGGGUUCUGUCAGCAGCUCACUGCUUUCCAAGUACCCCCGAUCCUGCGGUCUAUACUGUGUACCUGGGUCGACAGAGUCAAGAACUAUCCAAUCCAAACGAGGUGUCAGUGUCCGUCUCUCAAGUCAUACUUCAUCCAGAAUACGACAACCUUCCCAAUAACAAUGACAUGGCUCUGCUGCGUCUGUCCUCACCUGUGACCUUCACUAAUUUUAUCCAACCAGUCUGUCUGGCAGCAGAGGGAAGCAUAUUCAACAGUGACACGAUGUGGGUCACAGGAUGGGGAACCAUUUAUUCAGGCGUACCCCUUCCUUCACCUCAAAACCUGCAGGAGGUGGAUGUGCCCAUGGUUGGAAACACUAAGUGUGACUGCCUUAAUGGAGGAAUAACAGAAAACAUGAUGUGUGCUGGACCAUUGGAAGGUGGAAAAGAUUCCUGCCAGGGUGACUCUGGAGGUCCAAUGGUCAUCAGACAGGGCUCUACAUGGAUCCAGGCUGGCGUUGUGAGUUUCGGUAAAGGUUGUGCUCUGCCUAAUCUUCCUGGUGUGUACGCCAGAGUGUCCAACUACCAGAACUGGAUCACUCAGCAUGUGGGCAUGAACAAUGCGAGCUUCAUCCCUUUUACCUCCACUGCGCCCGUUCUGGAUGAGACCUGUCCUACAUCAGUGCCAGUGUGUGGAGGUUCUGCAGGUUCAUGGCCAUGGAUGGCUAGUGUAACUUAUCGCAAUUAUCCAAUGUGUGUAGGAACUCUGGUCUCUGACCUAUUCGUCAUGACCUCUGUUAGCUGCUUUGCCAGAUUCAUGGGUACGGAUGGAUGGGAAGUCGUCCUCAAUGUUGUCCAACCAGACUGCUCCAGCAUGCCAAUUGCAUCCGGUGUGGAAAAUGUCUUUUUCGACGAUGUUUUAGGAAACGGUGUAGCACUCCUGCAAUUGACUCAUCCGUUUUCUCAAGUUGGCAAUUUACCGGUUGACAUGUAUAAUCCAAGCUUUGGCCCUGGUACUCAGUGUUCAGUAAUUGGUUGGGACUCAGAUGCUGGUACAUAUCUACCUUUUCAGGAAUUGCAGACCACCAUUGUAAACUGCGAUCCUUCACACACCACACAGGUCAACAUCUGCACAGAGCGUUUGGAGGUUCAGCAGGACGAUGACGGCAGUCCUCUGUUGUGUAGAAUGAACGACAUGUGGAUUCAGACUGGUAUUCUGUCCAUUCCCCCUGGCAGUGAGAUCGACCCAUUCUCCAACAGCACAGUCUUCAUCCAGACCACUCCCUUCAGCAACUUCCUGACUAACACUAUCUACAACGUCCCAUCUAUUCUGGAUGGGGCAGAGGCAUUCUCGCCCCUCUCUCUCACUUACAUCCUUCUGCUCUCUCUCCCAGCAGUCCUCCAGGCCUUUUUCUGAAGCGGCCAUCUGUCACUUCAUCACUGAAUAAACUAGCAUAUGCAGUACAUUAUAUGGGACAUUAAAGGGAAUUAGCUCUUACAUUAGAAAUAAAGCUAUAUAAAUCUUUAAUUUGAAUUAAAUAAUUAAGGUGGGAGCUCAACACUUUGCAUAUUCCAAAAAAAACUAAAAAACUUUUGUUUCUCAAUUUCUGUAACUCGCGCUCUCCAGUAAAUGAACUCCAUUACUCUUGAAAUUACAAUUUAAAUAAAUUUGUGCUUAUGGAAAUCUGUCUAAGAGAACAAUGUAUCGUCCAUAAUAAAGUUGUUUAUUGUCCUGAAACCUGAAGAGAAUUAUCUAUUUUUGA
Sinocyclocheilus grahami is the source of this 1915-nucleotide messenger RNA. Its product is annotated as polyserase-2-like. Bases 340 to 1569 code for a protein of 409 amino acids. Lineage: Eukaryota; Metazoa; Chordata; Actinopteri; Cypriniformes; Cyprinidae. The transcript has 9 exons. Gene Ontology annotation, molecular function: serine-type endopeptidase activity. Gene Ontology annotation, biological process: proteolysis. The record is from RefSeq and is a predicted model, not a curated record.